Molecule: messenger RNA, 1962 nt
Organism: Heterobasidion irregulare TC 32-1
Lineage: Eukaryota; Fungi; Basidiomycota; Agaricomycetes; Russulales; Bondarzewiaceae
Product: amino acid transporter
Exons: 10
Coding region: 1-1962 (653 amino acids)
Biological process (GO): amino acid transport; transmembrane transport
Cellular component (GO): plasma membrane
Molecular function (GO): amino acid transmembrane transporter activity
Source: RefSeq, a predicted model, not a curated record
AUGCGCCACACAAGCUCCUAUCCCAAGCACGCCUCCCUCGUUUGCGCAAAGCGAGUUUCAAACCGUACGCGCUUUUUUUUGGCUGUGUUGAGCCUGUCUAGUGGCCUAGAUUUUCUUGGAUGGGUGCUCACUGUUAGUCUCUCAAAGAUCGUCCGCCGCCAGCGUCAUGCCGACGGACCCAAGAUCCGCCCCCACCUUUCGCGCUCGCCUCAUCUGAGCAACGAGUGGGAAUUUGCGGGCUGGGGAUCCAUGCGAUACUUGGACAUCACGCCGGUGGAUUUGCAUGCGGCAGAGGAGUCCUUGAACCACCCAGUAAAGUCGCUGAAUGAGAUCAGAGCAACCUCCGUUUCUGGAAACGGUGUGACCGGAAGUGUAUUCUAUGCUUUCCCAGUGGUCGCAGCUGCUGCAGGCAUUUACUCUCCUCUAUGCUUGGUUGUUGCCACAUUUCUCCUCCUAUUUUUCCGUCCAGUCAUGCUAGAGCUUGCGAACGCAGUUCACUUAAAUGGCGCGAAUUACGUCUACCUACUCCAGGCCUCAGGCAAAUUUCUUGCCAUCAUUGGCGCGGCUGGAACAUUACUCGAUGCAAUUGCGACAUCGGCCGUUUCUGCAGCAACAGCAAGCACCUACCUCGCGGGCGAGUUUGCUCACUUACCAAUCUCGACUGGCGUCCUUGCCAUUCUUUUUCUCAUUGCCCUUGGGCUUUUCGCUCUUGCUGGCCUGCGUGAGAGCACGACGGUGACCGCCUCAGUUUUCUUAUUUCACUUGUUUAGUAUGGCUAUGCUUGCGAUCGCAUGUGUCGUUCAUUGGGCUCGUGCAGACACGACGUCUGCAGUCUUGCGCGCCAAUUGGGCGCUUCGUCCGGUUGGCGCGCUCGAAACUGUGCGCGCCAUAUUCUAUGGUAUAUGUGUUGCCUUUCUCGGUGUGACAGGGUUUGAGUGCACGCCCUCGUACAUUGAGCAUAUGAGUACGAAAACGUACGCUGCGGCUCUACGUAAUCUCGUGGCCAUCGCGGUGGCACUCAACGGAGUGCUCUCACUCAUGGUGUAUGCCAUCCUUUCUACUGAGACCAUUGCAAGUGGCGCAAAUAUCUUGUCAGUGCUUGCGGAAGUGGCUGCCGGACGCUGGUUGCGUAUCGUCGUUGUUGUGGAUGCCGUAGGUGUGUUGCUGGGCGGGGUCCUCACAGGUGUACUCACUGCGGAUGGGCUGAUUGGGCGACUGACGCGGGAUCGAGUGCUCCCGCAAGUUUUUGUGAGUGAGCUACCGAUCACAGGGAGUACGUGGCUCGCGACAUUGUUCUCGCUCCUUCUGGCCCUGCUGCUGUUCCUUGCUUCGGGCAUGAAUCUGGCCACUGUGUCAUCUAUGUUUUCGAUCUCCUUCUUGUUCGUCCUCUUCUUGUUCACCAUUUCAGACAUCUUACUUAAAAUCAACCGCCCGCAUCUCCCACGACAGCCAUCCGCGAACACAAUGGUUCUUCUCGGCGCAUUCACCGUCGUUUGCGUAACCCUUGCAGGGAACAUAGCACGGGACCCAACCGCGAUCGGACUUUUUGCGGCCUUCUUUUUUGUCGUGCUGAUCAUGUUCUUUGUCCUUGACUCACAACCGUACUUAGUACGACUUGCUUUGCGCAUUCAUAGCACAAGCGGACUCGAACGCUGGGCUUGUACACGCAAGUGGAAGCAAAUGCUCGUGCGGUGGUAUCAACAUACGCGCGACGCUUCAGUCUGCGUCUGGAUCAAGCAUGACGACAUUCAUACGAUGCUCCAGACGCUUCUGUCCGUACAGGCCAACACACCGCAUGCGAGUAAGGUGGUCUUCGUACAUGCAUAUAGGAGCGCAGAUCGGAUCCCGAACGAGCUCCAUCCAAACUCACGGUUGUUGGACGAGGCAUUUCCCACGAUUACAGUCGAGUGCGUUCAAUCAUACACUUUUUCCCUGCAUCUGCGUUCUCGGUCUAGGAUCUAG